Pantherophis guttatus is the source of this 5260-nucleotide messenger RNA. RefSeq names its product sorbin and SH3 domain containing 1 (gene SORBS1). The record is from RefSeq and is a predicted model, not a curated record. Gene Ontology annotation, cellular component: cytoplasm; cell-substrate junction; nucleus. NCBI's taxonomy places the organism in Eukaryota, Metazoa, Chordata, Lepidosauria, Squamata, Colubridae. Gene Ontology annotation, biological process: cell-substrate adhesion. Gene Ontology annotation, molecular function: protein binding.
CCCCGGCAAUGCCCGGCUUCCUGCCGCUGCGCGAGAGACAAAGGCAAGCGGGCCGCCUUUCCGGCGCUCCCGCCGGCGCUCCGCCAGCAGCUCCUCUUUUUUUUCCCCCCCGAGCGCGGGCCAGGCCGCUCAUUGGCGCUCGCGCGGCUGGCGGCAGAUUCCGGCUCCGCUGGGCGGCCGGGACGAAAGCGCGCAGCAGCCUCCGCGCUCGGGCGCUUUCGGCCUGCAAGGCGAGGCCGGCAGGAGGAGGAGGAGGAGGAGGAGAAGGAGGCGCGUAAGAGAGGAUCCAAAUUGGCCUGUGCCUAAACUAGGACCUUUUGGUGCCAUGACAUCAGAAACCGAAGAAGCUGAUGUUGUCAAUGGACUAGCACUGGAUAUAAAUCAACAUGAGAAAGAUCAGGAAUCCAGCAAAAUCUGUACUGGAAAAGGAGCUGUGACCCUUUGGGCAUCUCCAGCUUCUGAGAAGAGUCUCCGGGUUAGCCAUCCAAAGUCUACACAAGACUUCCAGCACACCAAAAUUCAUUCAGCCGAACAGCAAGAAGAAACCAACCAACCAGAUGGCUGGAGAAGACCUUCUGGUGUUGACUCAAAUAGGGAGAUUCUGUCUGUGAAGGAUUACUGGAGUGUGAGACCGAACCUCUUGGAGAGCAAGCCACGCGCUGCCACUUCCUCUCCUACCACCUCAGUUCAAACUGAGAUUAUAACAGGGCCUUUCCAACAGAUUCAGCCAGGCAGAGAAGAAGUCAGCCCAACUACAUCACCGGCACCUCACCGCCAUUUUGACCAAGGUUUAGAAAUUUCAAACAACGUGUCUCCUGGUUUCCUUCUGGCCCUUCCAACGUUAGAUGAUUUCAUUCCCCCUCACCUCCAGAAAAUUUCCAACCACCAGCACCCAUUGUUUUCACCUCAGUCUGCACUGCACACUCACUCAAAGUUACCUUCACUCUCAUCACCACCUCCUCUACUGAUCCCUCCAGCCACAGAAACCUCAAGCAGCAUUUUGGAGGCUGAAAGGACAGGAAUGGUCUUUCAAACAGAUACCUGCCCCCAGCCACAUGAAGCCUCUAAGCCCAGCGGUGGCCCUGCUGUCUCAAUGACGAUCAACAGAUCUUUGGGUGUUUACCCUUCCACCACCAUUGUUAACCCUACAAUUGUCCUUCUGCAGCACAACAGAGCAGAGCAGCAAAAAAGGCUUAGUAGCCUUGCAGAUCCAGUGCCUGAUCCACCAGUCGUUGAGAAAGUAGUUAGUAUAUCUCUUCGACAAAAGUUAAAUCCAAGCAAGGAAGAUGCAGUAGAGGAACAGAAAAGAAUUGUUCAUAAUUCUCAGCCUAUGGCUGAUGAUUCUCUGGAUUCCAUAGGCAUUCCACUAAGAAAUUCAGAACGAUCCAAGGACUGGUACAAGAUAAUGUUCAAACAAAUCCACAGAUUGACAAAAGACCCUCCUGAAGAAAACCCUUAUUGCCCUACCUACAUAUUCCCUGAGCUUCCUGCUUUUCAACCCAAAAGCAAAGAACAAAAUCCUUAUUCUCCUACUUACCAGUUUCCUGUGUCUACUCCUAGCCCUAGAUCUGAAGAUGAAGAUUCUGAUUCAUAUUUUCCACAGGACUCCUUUGGCGAAGAAGUAACAGCACAAACUUCAGUGCCCCGGUCCAAGAGCGAGAAUGAUACCAUCAACACAGACAAGAUAAUGAAGAGAUCAGCCACCUUGCCGCUGCCCACUCGUUCUUCAUCUCUUAAAGAGAGGAAUGAUUGGGAGCCUCCAGACAAAAAAAUAGACUCGAGGAAGCACUGGGCUGAACCUAAAAGCAUUUAUGAAUAUCGUCCAGGGAUGUCCUCAGUUCUGGACAAUGAAACAUUGGUAAUGCCUCGGGAUAUAAGCUCAGAAGAUAUAGAUUUAAAGAAUGAGCCUUGGUAUAAAUUCUUUUCGGAAUUGGAGUUUGGGAAACCGCCUCCAAAAAAGAUAUGGGAUUAUACUCCUGGAGAUUGCUCUAUCCUUACUAGAGAGGAUAGAAAGGUUGAUCCAGGAAAAAACCACUGCCUCUAUCAUACUGAAUUAGAUGCAGAGAUAGACAAAAUGGAGAAGCUUUAUAAAGCCCCAGAGCAACUGAAGAACGCAGCAAGCUCCCCGCCACUGGAAACCCUUUCCGAGCAUUUGUCUCCCUACCAUCCUGUAAAAAGAGAGUUGGAAACAGAAUUUGGACAUUCCACUGGGCUGGGAAAUGAAAGGCAGAUUUAUAAAAGUGUUUUGGAAGGAGGAGAUAUCCCAUUGCAAGGGUUGAGUGGCUUGAAGCGUCCAUCCAGUUCAGCAUCCACAAAAGUAGAUUCAGAAUCACCAAGACAUUUUGCAACACUCGAUUACAUAGAGAGUCCUGAAGAAAUGUUCCAAAAACGCAGCAGUGAUAAAGAGAAACUUUUAGAGGACCAGAGACGGCUUAAACGUGAGCAAGAGGAGGCUGAUAUUGCAGCCAGAAGGCACGCGGGGGUCAUUCCUACGCACCAUCAGUUUAUCACUAAUGAGCGCUUUGGGGACCUUCUAAUUAGAGACGAUACAAUCAAAAGGAAAUCUGGGGCAGAGAUGAGAGCUGCCAGAGUGAAGUUUGACUUCAAAGCCCAGACAUUAAAGGAACUCCCAUUACAGAAAGGCGAUAUUGUUUACAUUUAUAAGCCAGUUGAUCAGAAUUGGUAUGAAGGCGAACACCAUGGCCGAGUGGGCAUCUUCCCACAGUCUUACAUAGAGUUACUUAACCCAACAGAAAAAAUCCAAACUAAAAAAACGUCACCAUUGCAAAUCUUGGAAUAUGGAAAUGCAAUUGCUAAAUUCAGUUUCAAUGGAGAUACUGCUGUGGAAAUGUCCUUCAGGAAGGGAGAAAGAAUCACACUCAUUCGACAAGUAGACGAGAACUGGUAUGAAGGGAAAAUCCUUGGCACCAAUCGCCAGGGCAUCUUCCCUGGCUCUUAUGUGGACAUACUUAAGCAUCCGGUGCUGAAAGAUACAUCAGCCUAUGCCUACCGACCGCCAAAUUGCAGCGUGGCUUUUCCACAGCCUUCACUGAGGCCAGGACCUGAACUCACAGAAUCGGAAAAGAACUAUGUGGAAGUUGUUUGCAAUGAGAUCUUAAACAUUGCUGAAAAAUCUGUUCAUUACUGCAGCACUCUUUCUCAGCCUGUCUUUUGUCAUAAGGGGCCGUUUAGUGACAAUAAAUCAUCUUUCAUCAUUUCUCAGCAACCACAAGUCCUGCCAUUAGAAACUGGCCUGGACCGGAAUCAUGCCACACGAGAACUGCUUACCUAUCGAGCACUUUACAGCUACAUCCCACAGAAUGAUGAUGAACUGGAGUUAAGAGAUGGAGAUAUCAUAGAUGUUAUGGAAAAGUGUGAUGAUGGCUGGUUUGUUGGCACAUCAAGGAGAACCCAACAGUUUGGGACUUUCCCAGGAAACUACGUGAAACUGCUAUCCCUUUAGAAGCCAUGGGCAACCUCUUCGUCUCGUCUGGAGGAGGACCUGUGACCUUUCUAAAACAAUCCUUGGGAAAGAGAAGUUUUGAAUGGAGUAGUCGCGACAGUAGGAGUGCACAUGGAACGUGGUGAAAAUGCUGGAGUUGUGCUGCAAAGGUCCUGCCUCCUUUUUUUGAACGCGCACAGAGGAGAGGAGACAGGAUGAUACGCCGUGGUACUCUGCUGUGUUUGUUUCUGUUUUUUAUUCAGCUACGGGGAAAUAACAGAAGGAAACAAGGCAGAGUUUCUGCUGGACCGAGGAGAGAAAAGGAGGGAGAUUGGCAGGAGCAGGGAGUGUAGACUGCUUAAACAUCCUGCAGCUUUUGUUUGCUCUUUAUAGGAAAGGCCAAGUUGUCAGCAUUCAUGGAGCUCCUCCUCUCCCAAGGACAUUAAAAAAACCCCAGAAGGAAUUGUAGUCCAGCAGCAUCUGGAAGGCCAGGCCUACCCACGCUUGUUCUAGCGCUUGACGGAUUCCAAACUGGACAGCUAGAACAAAGGAAGAUGGAAUAGAUGUUGGCCGCCAUAGUCUAUUCGGAUUUAUUCUGCAAAAUAUUCCUGAACGUGCCUUUCUAGAACUGAUAAUAUAUGUAAUUUCUGGCUGCAUCUAUUUUUUUUUUUUUAAAUAAACUAGAAAUCGGUCAAACUUAAACUGUGCACACUUGAUUGGGGAAUAAACCCCAUUGAAUUGAUUUGACAGUUUCCCGUUAUUGGACUUUUAUUUCUAUUUUUUUAUAGUCAUUUUGAUGGUGAAUUGCAUAAUGAUACACUAAAAUAAACCUUGUUUCUGCUGUUGUUUUUUUUUAAAAAAAAUUUAUUAUUAUAGUUUAUCCUUAAUAGCAGGAGAUUUUACAUUCAGCAUACUUUCUUUCUCUCAUACAUUAGUCUCUAGAACAGACGGGUUUAGUUUUCUUCAUCCCGAGAUCAGCCAAAAACAUCAACUGAAGUGCUUUAAUACUAUGAUUGUAGAUAUGUAUAUUCCCUUUGUAAAAACGUACAAAUCCUAUAUUGCAAAUUGAAAUAUAAAGCAGAGUCUUUUAAAAAAACAGUUUGAGGAGGACGCUUCCAUUUUAUUUAUUAUCACACUAAAUAAAUUAGUACUUGGGCUACAAAACGCUGUUUUUCAACAGAAUUAGCAUCAUUGCUUCAAUUGCACUAAAAUGGCUUAGUGCGUUAAGCAGUUUUGUGCUGAGGCUUCUAGAAUGCCAUCCAUUUCUAGGCUUGAAGCAGCUGUGGGCAGCCUUAACAGCUGAGGUCACUUGGGGAGUUUUGAGACCACUCAGACGGGCUGCCUGCCAUGGGAAGGUUGUCAGUUCCCAAAAUACAUGUAAGUGGCACGGCUAACCACAAAACAACCCCUUUACUACAAGGCGAACAAGCGCUUCAGGCUUGCCAACUAUCCUAGUGGGUUGCAAAGAUAUUGCUACAGCUCAAGUUUCCUAUUUAUUUUAUUUAGUAAUAUAUUAAAAAAAGAGGUGUAGUCUACCCUGUUUUAAGGGAUAUUUGAAUAUUUUUAUUUUAGGAUUGGCAGUAAAGUUACGAGAAUUGAACAAUUUUAUUUUGCAAAUAUCUCAAUAUUGGUAGCAUGUAACUAAUCACAAUAGCAUUUUUAAUUACUAUAUAUUUAUAUUUCCGCUGACAUAGUUCUAAACAAAAGAAGUUACUGUCCGUUUUAUUUUACAGAGGAUUAUUUACAGUUAACAAAUGGAAAUGUUUAAAGCAUGUUUCUUUGUGUAAAAUAUUAAAUAAAUAUUAACCCAACACGAAA